This is a messenger RNA of Wallemia mellicola CBS 633.66, 1532 nucleotides long. Its product is annotated as SecY protein. The transcript is spliced from 4 exons. Bases 1 to 1437 code for a protein of 478 amino acids. Gene Ontology annotation, biological process: SRP-dependent cotranslational protein targeting to membrane, translocation; post-translational protein targeting to membrane, translocation. Gene Ontology annotation, molecular function: signal sequence receptor activity; transmembrane protein transporter activity; ribosome binding. Gene Ontology annotation, cellular component: membrane; Sec61 translocon complex. NCBI's taxonomy places the organism in Eukaryota, Fungi, Basidiomycota, Wallemiomycetes, Wallemiales, Wallemiaceae. The record is from RefSeq and is a predicted model, not a curated record.
AUGUCGUCGUUCCGUUUCCUUCAACUCGUCAAGCCAUUCCAACAGAUCCUCCCAGAGGUAUCAGCCCCAGAACGCAAAGUACCAUUCAACCAGAAGGUAGCCUGGACAGCCGUCACCUUAUUGAUUUUCUUGGUCUGCUCUCAAGUACCUCUCUAUGGUAUCGUUUCUAGUGAUAGCUCAGAUCCGCUCUACUGGAUGAGAGUUAUUUUGGCAUCCAAUCGUGGUACUCUCAUGGAACUCGGUAUUUCUCCUAUCGUUACUUCUGGUAUGAUUAUGCAGCUUCUCGCUGGUGCAAACCUCAUCGACGUCGAUUUCUCCUUAAAAGAAGACAGAGCUCUUUUCGGUGCUGCUCAGAAGUUGUUCGCCUUGAUCAUCUCACUCGGUCAAGCUACCGUAUACGUUCUCACCGGCUUAUACGGUCAGCCAUCAGACUUAGGAGCUGGUGUCUGUCUUCUCUUGGUCGUACAACUUGUCGCUGCUGCCCUCAUUGUCAUCCUCCUUGAUGAACUGCUUCAAAAAGGCUAUGGUUUAGGCAGUGGUAUCUCACUCUUUAUUGCCACGAACAUCUGUGAAUCUAUCGUCUGGAAGGCAUUUUCACCAACAACGAUAAACACUGGCCGUGGUCCUGAAUUUGAAGGUGCUUUACUCGCUCUCGUUCACUUGCUUUUCACCUGGAAUGACAAGACCAGAGCACUCAAGGAAGCUUUCUACAGAGACAGAUUACCAAAUGUAUCAAACUUACUUGCUACUCUUGCUAUCUUCGCAGCUGUUAUCUACUUGCAAGGUUUCAGAAUUGAAAUUCCUGUAAAAUCAAACAGAUUCAGAGGCCAACGUGGUACAUACCCAGUUAAAUUGUUCUACACAUCAAACAUGCCAAUCAUGUUGGAAUCAGCAUUGAGCUCAAACGUUUUCAUCAUUUCACAAAUGCUUUACAACAGAUUCCCAGAUAACUUAUUCGUCAAGCUCAUUGGUGUUUGGGAGCCAUUAGAGGAAUCUCCACAAUUGUUUGCAACAUCCGGUAUCGCUUACUACAUGUCUCCACCUCACACUCUUCAUGCAGCUUUAGUCGACCCAAUCCACACAAUCAUUUACGUCACCUUCAUGCUUUCAGUCUGUGCAAUCUUCUCAAAGACUUGGAUUGAAGUAUCUGGAUCAGGUCCAAGAGAGGUAGCAAAGCAAUUGAAAGACCAACAAAUGGUUAUGGCUGGUCACAGAGAAGGCAGCAUGUACAAGGAAUUGAAGAGGGUUAUACCAACUGCCGCCGCAUUCGGUGGUGCAACUAUCGGUGCAUUAUCCGUUAUCGCUGACUUGAUUGGUGCUUUCGGUUCUGGUACUGGUAUCCUACUCGCUACCACUAUCAUUUACUCAUACUUUGAAAUCUCAUCAAGGGAGAAUCUCAGCCCUGAGAUGGCUUCUAUGGGUGAUCUGAUGGGAUAGAUGGGGUUGUUGAUGAACGAAAAAAGUAUUUUCUUAAUUACAAAAAAGGGAUAUAAUAACACAUUAGCGUAAAAUAGCAUACAUUUCAAUUUCUA